AUGAACGAUUUACAAGAGAGGGCCGGAAAGUAUAUAAAGGCGGAGGAAAGUUUGAGGAAAUCCCAGAACAAUCAGGGACCGAAUACCAACUUCAAAAAGCGUGGGAAUGAUACGGAGUAUAAUGCUGAGAAUAAGUACUCCCGGAAGGAAGAUGAAGAAAAAUCGCCUGCUAAAAAGAAGAUGGGGCCGAGAUUUACUGAGUAUGCCAGGCUUAACGCUCCGAGGAGUCAAAUCCUGUUGGAAAUUGAGAAGGAUGAAAGUGUUAGAUGGCCGAAGCCAAUAAGGACCGAUCCGGAGAAACGCAACAAAGAUUUAUACUGUCGAUUCCACAAAGAUACAGGACAUAAGACUGAUGAUUGCCGGCAGUUGAAGGAUGAGAUUGAGUUCUUGAUCCGAAGAGGCAAGUUAUCCAAAUUUACCAAGGAUGGAGACAAGAAUCAUCGAGACAGUGAUAAUCGCGGAAGAGACAACGAUGACAAAAGAACUCAGCCUCGAGGGCCUGUUAUUAAUGUAAUCUCCGGAGGACCUACGGCUGCAGGCACUUCAAGCAAUUCAAGAAAGGCUUAUGCAAGGGAAGUGAUGAGUAUAGUUGGAGAACCCCCGAAGCGGGCAAAAAUUGACUAUGCAAUGGCAUUCGAUAACGUCGACCUUGAGAAGGUAAAAUUCCCCCAUGAUGACCCCUUAGUAAUUACACCAGUGAUUGGAAACUCGUCCGUAAAAAGAGUGCUCAUUGAUAAUGGAGCCUCGGUGGAUAUUUUGUUCUAUGAUGCCUAUGAAAAGAUGGGAUACUCCGAUAAUCAACUAACACCCUCGGAUAUGCCUAUAUAUGGCUUCAACAAUGUGGAAACCAAGAUUGAAGGCAUGAUCCAACUCCCUGAAGAUUUGAAACAAGAGUUUGUGAGGUUCUUGAGGAACAACCGUGAUGUUUUCGCUUGGACAGCAGCUGAUAUGCCAGGUAUCGACCCCUCAUUCAUAACACAUAAGUUGAAUGUAAACCCCACGAGGAAACCUAUUAAACAGAAGAAAAGGAACUUCGCCCCUGAAAGGCAAGAAGCCAUUAAACAGGAGGUCGAUAAGUUGCUGGAAGCAGGUUUUAUCGAAGAAAUACAAUUUCCAGAAUGGCUAGCUAACCCGGUUAUGGUCAAGAAGGCCAAUGGAAAGUGGAGGAUGUGUGUAGACUUCACUGAUCUGAAUGAUGCUUGUCCUAAGGAUUGCUUCCCUCUUCCAAGGAUAGACACGUUAAUAGAUGCCACCGCUGGCCAUGAGAUGUUGAGCUUCAUGCAUGGCUUUAGCGGAUAUAAUCAGAUCCGGAUGGACAAGGACGAUGUACCCAAGGCCUUUGAAGUCCUGAGGACGCAUAAGAUGAUGUUAAACCCGGCCAAGUGUGCCUUUGGGGUUGGUUCCGGGAAGUUUCUCGGUCUAAUGGUCUCCAAACGUGGUAUCGAGGCCAACCCUGACAAAAUAAAAGCUAUCCUUGACAUGGAACCUCCCAAAAGCGUAAGGGAUGUACAAAAGCUAACAGGAAGGAUUGCGGCCCUAGGAAGAUUUGUGUCCAAGUCAGGAGACAAGUGCUUACCUUUCUUCAAAGCAUUAAAGAAGGUUAAGAACUUUGAAUGGACGGAUGAGAGCCAAGUAGCUUUUGAAGAAUUGAAGAAGUACAUGGCAGAACCACCUCUUCUAUCGAAACCCAUUGAUGGUGAAACCCUGUAUGUGUACUUAGCUGUCUCGGAACAAGCGCUAAGUGCCGUCUUGGUUCGGGAGGAAUCCAAAGUCCAGAAACCAGUAUACUAUGUGAGCAAGCUAGACUUUCCAACCACUAAUAAUGAGGCAGAGUAUGAGGCAUUGAUAGCUGGGCUUGGCCUCGCCAGAACCUUGAGGGUAAAGAAUUUGAAGAUGGCACUAUUCGAAGAAUGCUUGGUAGAGUAUGUGCCAAGGGAGGAGAACACCAAGGCUGAUGCCCUGUCGCAAUUUGCAUCUUCCGACGAUGAGGUAUGCUCAGGAAGCGUUUACUAUCAGGUUUUGAGAACCCCGAGUAUCGAAGCAAAGUUAGUUGCCCCCAUUGACACAGGGGCCACUUGGAUGGAUAAAAUUAAGUCGUACUUACGAAGCGGACAUCUGCCACCUAAUGCUGAUGAAGCACGAAAAUUACAGGUAAGGGCCCUUAAAUAUGUACUCAUUGAGGGAAUCUUAUAUAGAAAAUCGUUUGUGAUCCCUUACUUGAGAUGUCUGAGGCCUGAUGAGGCUCGAGAAGCCCUUAGAGAAGUUCAUGAAGGGGUAUGUGGCCAACACCUUGGUGGAAGAGCAUUGGCUCAUAAAGUGACCCGCCUUGGAUUCUAUUGGCCAGACAUGCUGAAGCACGCUCAAGACUAUGUGAAAAAGUGUGAUCGUUGUCAAAGGUUUGCACCUGUUGUACGACAGCCACCUGAGAUGCUGACAUCUAUCAAUACUCCUAUUCCCUUCGCAAUGUGGGGGAUGGACAUUCUUGGACCGUUUCCACUUGCUAGCGCGCAGAGAAAGUUUCUAUUGGUUGCGAUUGAUUAUUUCACCAAAUGGAUUGAAGCCAAGCCGUUGGCCAAGAUAACCACCAAGCAAGUUGCUCAAUUCGUGUGGGAAAACAUUAUCUGCAGUUGCCCAUCCUCAAGCUAA
Daucus carota subsp. sativus is the source of this 2646-nucleotide messenger RNA. RefSeq lists its product as uncharacterized. The transcript is spliced from 6 exons. Gene Ontology annotation, molecular function: nucleic acid binding. The record is from RefSeq and is a predicted model, not a curated record. Gene Ontology annotation, biological process: DNA integration. Bases 1 to 2646 code for a protein of 881 amino acids. Lineage: Eukaryota; Viridiplantae; Streptophyta; Magnoliopsida; Apiales; Apiaceae.